Molecule: messenger RNA, 2301 nt
Organism: Cryptococcus wingfieldii CBS 7118
Lineage: Eukaryota; Fungi; Basidiomycota; Tremellomycetes; Tremellales; Cryptococcaceae
Exons: 4
Coding region: 1-2301 (766 amino acids)
Source: RefSeq, a predicted model, not a curated record
AUGCCCUCCCGUUCACGAUCGCUGGGAGCCAUCUUUUCUGAGCCUGGAUUCGCCGAGGUCUUGGAGGCCAUAUUCCACAGGCUCAUCCUGCGAGAUACUCUUGCUCUCAUUCGCGUGAACAGAAACACGCGCAAUGUCUUCAAGUCCUCGUCCCAUCUCCAAUACACCCAUCUCUGCCGAAAACAUUCUUCUCUACCCCCCUCAGCAGCCGCUUCUAGACAUCCACCAUCAGCGAGACUGAUCAAAGAGCUGGCAGAACGCGAGCGUCGUCUGGAGGAAAUCACCCCCGUGGGCUCCUCGACUUACCGCCUGUCUUCUCGGGUUAUCGCUUUCGAGCAGGGCCUUAUUGUGGCCGAAUGCGAUACCAAAGCACCGCCUCUCGGCUUUGAAGAUCCCCCUCCUGAGUAUAUGGAUCCAACAGGAUGGGAGAUUAUCAGGGUUCCGAAUGCAGAACUGGAUAAGGAUUCGGAGAUGCGGGGCGGGAUCAAGAGGCAGGAUCACUGGACGUGGAGGACGGAUUAUGGGGGAUAUUGCGAGGCAGUGGCUUGUGUAGAGGACAAUGUCGCUAUGGUCAUCAAGCAGUGGUUUCACGGCGAAACCCUGUCCCGGGUCGAAUUCUUCUUCUACCAGCUCCUUCCUCCCCUCGGUACCCCUCCCCCAGAAGACGGCAACUUUGAUCCCAUCAUCCACCCCGAUGCGAGGAUUCCCUGCAUCCAGGUCGUCCUUCCCGCAGCUUGGCCCCAGUCCGCAGAACUCAGUCAUUACAAGCUAUGCCCCGAGGGACGGCUAGCGGUGCAGUUCGAAGCCGGAAGAGACUUGUACCAGAAACAUCCCUCAGGGAGGGGUCGGAAUGACUUGAUGAACAAGGAGAUAUUUGCGGUGAUCUGGGAUUGGAAAGCUGGUGUCUGUCUUGGCCAAGUACCUCUCUUCCCCGACAUAUCCACCGACUUUAGUGGUAUCUAUCCCGUGGGGCCAUUCUGCGUCACGGCGACCCAUCGCAAAGUCCCCUCCCUCAAGCAUCCCGAGCUUUACGAAUCAGUCGUUCGACCCUAUACCAGCUUUUCGACCGAGGCCGAUGAAGACGGUUAUCUCACCCAAUUCUCACUCGACUUUCACACCCUGUUGCCCUUGCCCUUGGCUUUUCCCCCAGAACACCACAGCCAAGAUUCGACAGGAACCGAGCCGCAUACAUGGCGCGCGGGGUACAUUCCCUAUUGCCUACCAUUGGUCUCAUUCGACUUGCCUUUCGAGGCGUCGGCAGAGUUUGGGACGGAUGUUUACAGCAUCUGGAAAGACUUUUACGUCGUAGGAGCGCGGUAUAAGAAAGAGCUGCAUAAUGGCGACCUGAGAGGCUUGCUGCUGUUCACGUGUCAUUCGGUGGAUGCGCCGACGAAUGUCGUCGACCUCAACUUUGUUUUGCGACAUCUGACAAAGAGGCUUGUGGAACAAGCUCAGGCGUGCCUUUCCGGCGCCGGGCUUCAUCUCCCUCUCUUGUCGGUGUUUGCAAUGCCCACAAGCACUCCAGAUGUCUCUCGCUUAACCCGCGUCGAGCAGACAGAAUGGGCAUCUUCCGUCUUGACCAUGUCAACCUACGCCAACAAUCUCAAUAUGCGGGGCGUCUGGUCGCCGUCCUCCGUCAUCCACAGCGACAUGCCCGAACUAGUUCCCUAUCUUCCAGAGAUGUCCCAUAUCAAGCUGGAGGACUAUCCCGGCACGGCCGAAAUCAGACCGGCAUCCAUGGAGGGCUGCAAUCCUUUCUCCGGGGAGUUUGGCGCGAGAGAGGUGAAGGUGAUUGAGCUGGGGCUAGAGAUGGAGGCCACGGGGGCGAUAUUCGUGUUUACCAACUACGGCGGGGAUGCGGCUCGUGUCAAGCCGUACGCAGGACCAAGACCCGACGACCCGCAAGAUCCCUCUACGACCCUAUUCCACCAGUCCUUUGGCCCGAAAGACAACCCCAACAGCAUCACGCUCAACCAGUCGUACGACGAAGAGAUGGAAACCCUCUCUGCUGAGGAACUGGGCAUGGUCCUUCCCCAGGGAACGCCAUGCUUGCCACAGAAGAGCAAGACGGCAAUGAUGUGGUUGGAAAGAGAGGGGAGAUGGGCAUAUGACCCCGCAGAUUGGGAACACCCGGCGUUUGUGAGGUUCGACGGGAGUAGUGUGAUUUACGAUCAGACUUCGGUGAGUGUUGGUAGGGGAAGAUACGAUGCUGAUAGACUGGCAGCCUUCACUGUUGCAUAUCCUCAGGUUCUAGAGCGCGAUGCUCCGGAGGACGGCGAUGCUCAGGUUCGUCAAUUUUGA